AUGGAUAACAUAACAUAUAACACAUUAUUGGAAUUGAUCAACAGCUCGUCCAUUUACAACGAAAUGAGGAAGGACAGCACACUUUUAACCGCAUUGGCUCACGGAGUUAAUGGAUUGAAGCCGUAUUGCCAUAUGCCACUAGUAGCACAGUUUGCGAAUUUAACCUUGUUCAUAUUACCCCGAAAUACAAUAGAUACAGCUGAAGAUAGUGGUGUUACUCCUCCUUUCAACGUUCGAGUGCUGCUGUCUAUAAUAUUCAUUCUAGUGGGAUUUAUUGGGAUAAUUGGAAACUCAUUAACCGUCCUGGUUAUAUAUAAGACUACUUCACUUCAUUCUCAUACUAACUAUUUCCUAGCUUCUUUAGCUAUAUCUGAUCUAUGUUUGAUCGUAGUUGGAGUUCCAUAUGAUAUGAUGCAUUUAUGGAAGAAGCAUCAUCCUCCACACAUAGCUGGUUAUUGUGCUUUCAUGAGCACAUCAAUAUCACUCUUCACGUUCGCUUCCAUUCUAACGAUAGUGUCAUUAACAGCAGAACGAUUUGUUGCUAUUUGCUAUCCGUUUGGACAUAGGACAAUCUUUCAUAAAAGACGGGUAAUAAAUCUGAUAUAUAGCAUAUGGGUGAUAGCCUUUUUCCCUUCAGUUUAUAUAGGAUUCCAGUUCAAGCGAGUUGUUCCCGAUUUCUGUGGAUACAACCGAGAGCUGGGUACUUGGGAGGGAAUAUGUGAUUACGCUACCAGUGAUGCUGUUCCUUUCACAUAUCCUUUUGAACUUAUAAUGGUAGUAACCUUUGUUUUGCCCUUGAUUUUCAUAGUUUACUGCUAUGUUCGUAUACUUGGCACUCUUAAUGAAAUGGCUCAUCAGACCACAGUUCAUGUUCCGGUCGGAACAACAAAUAGUGACAGCUCACAGAUGAUCACUCCAACUUCAGCAGCAGUUCUACCUCCUUCAAUUCUAUACGUUCACACGAAAAAUUAUGCUCCACCUAAAAGUCAGCAAGCUCAACGAAUGGUUAUUAAAAUGCUAGUAACUGUCACAGCAGUUUUCUUCAUAUGUUAUUUACCGUACCACAUUGAGCGUUUAAUUGUACAAUACACAAAGGCCGAAUGUGACAAAUCAAUGUUUUGCCUACUAUUAUAUCCAAUCACGGGUCUCCUACAAUAUAUAUCAGCGACAUUGAACCCAGUCUUUUACAACCUUAUGUCAACAAGAUUCAGAACAGCUUUUAACAACCUCAUUCAAUCUGUACUUCCAAAACGUGAGAGCAAGCAGUAUAGUCUUGCGAGGAUGUAA
Molecule: messenger RNA, 1287 nt
Organism: Auanema sp. JU1783
Lineage: Eukaryota; Metazoa; Nematoda; Chromadorea; Rhabditida; Rhabditidae
Source: the annotation of a GenBank genome assembly